Molecule: messenger RNA, 2778 nt
Organism: Stylonychia lemnae
Lineage: Eukaryota; Ciliophora; Spirotrichea; Sporadotrichida; Oxytrichidae
Source: the annotation of a GenBank genome assembly
AUGACUUCUCUGAAGGUGAACAACUUUGUGCCAACCACAUAGCCUUUAAAGUAGCAUUCUAUGAGUGAUCCUAACUUCCACAACCCCGAGGAAAAUCAAUUCACCAAGGAGCAGUUGCAGAGCUUCCAGGACAUGCAAAAGAUCAACGAGCCUAGAGCCUUCACCUAAAUACUGAAUGCAAUUAACUCCAAAGAUUUAAGUGAAUCAGAGAAGAGCAUAAUAAGGGAGGAGCUUCAGACUCAGAACAGCAUGAUCAUGAUGAUAUUCAGAUUUUUCCUGCAGUCAAAUGAAUAUCAAUUUUUCAUCAGAAGGUUGAAGAAUGUUGCUAUGACUAAAGUCAGUCUGAAACAACUUAGAAGCAACGAAAAUAUACUUAAUCAGAGAUAAGAAGAUAGACCUUCUGGCGGAUACAUAGGCGGGGUAAAUAACAAAUAAAUUGAUGACAAUUCAACUAUAAAACCGUCAACUCUUGAUUAUUCAAGACCACCAGCAACAACAAACAAUAGUGCAGGAGUGAAACAAACUUCCAUGUUCUAGACUCCCCAAAAGAAUACCACUAAGAAGACUUAGUUCCUGUCUAAUAUGGAGAGUAGUGAAUAAGAGAGAAAGUUAACUAAUCAGAAUGGAAGAUAGCAGUCAAGUAGUGCUUACAAUGGGAGUAGCACUUAAAUUAGUAAUUUUAGUAAACUCUAAAGUUCAGUCAAAGAAAGUAAUCAGCAGAACUCUAAAUUAGGAGGCAGCUCUUCCCAGCAAAGACCCCCACUUGUUCAGAGAAAUAAUGUAUUGAAUUAGAGAGAUGACUUUUACUUUAAAAAGACAAAAUGCUAUAAAGGUCAGAAUACUAUAGUCUACAAACAUCCAAGCAACAUGGAUUUUUCAUAGGCACUCAAAGCUAUUUAGAACCUAGGAAUUGAUGUGCAGUAAAUGUAGAAUUAUCUUAAGGAGGAACAGCCAUCAGCUAGAAUAGGUCCAAAUAUUCUAUUCAAGGAAGUAAAUGAAGCCUCUGGUGGUAUAACUCCACCUAUACAAGUUUAAUCUGAUUCUGACAGUGGAACAAAUGGUAAUGAAUUGACACCUACUUACAUCAAUACUGAAUAAUCUUAUAACAGACACUAAAUUAACUCUCUCAGUCCAUAGUUGAAUCAAAGAUAAUCCUAUGAUUUGCAAACUCUGGAUCUAAGCAAUGCCAAUUUAAAAUCAAUAUUCUGCGGAGUAGACUCUGCUUAUGUGAUAAACAUCCUAAGACACUAAGCAAGUAAAAAUCAUAAUAAAAUAGAGGAAGAUGACUUAACAUUAUGCCUUCAAAUAGUAUCAAGAAAGUCUAUAACAAAUACCCAAAUUAAGAAGGAGGUCUCUGAAUUCUUUAAUGAGAUCAUUGAGUCUAAUAAACUUGAUAAGAGAACAUUCAACCAGAAAGAGAACAGAUAUGUUUUAUUUGAGGAAAUGCUUGGCCCUAUCACUCUUAAGACUUUACUUACGAGAGAAUCUUUUAAUGCAGAUGCGCAUUUAAGAAAAUGUUUUGAUUGCUUUAGAUAAUAGAAUGCCUCAAAAUUGAUUUCAAAUGAUGAGAUGCUAAGAUUUAUCAGUUCAACCGUCUAAUUCAUUGUUUAUAAAGUACCAAAGACUGUAACUUAAGACAUUAUAAAGUAAGUUUUGCAAAUUAAUAGCGAAUACCUCGUCAAUAAAACGAUUCAUUAUGAAAGUUCAAAAGUUUAGCAGGAGCUAUCUGAUUGGUUAAGCAAACACUUUGGUAAUUAAAGGAAUUUUUAAACAAUUGAUCAACCUUCCAAUCACUCUAAAACAUUCUUUGACUACUCAAGAUCACAUUCAAAUAAAGAUCCAGCAUAUUCCCAACACAACAGUCAAAUGACAACUAUUGAAAGAACGAGUAACAUCCAAAUAAACUCUUUCUAGAGAGCCCCGUAGAAUCUUCAUACUAUUUAGACAGCUAGUAGUACUAUGCUUAAGAGUUACAACAUGAUUAAUAUAUAAAAUAGUGGAAUGGUUGGCUAAAAUAAUAGACCUUAGGCUAGUAAUGCGAAUUAAGAAUCUAGAAUACCCUAAAAAGAGCUCUAAGCUAGUAACUAUGAAGUCUAUUCCUAGCAUAAUUCCUCAUAAUUCUCAACAUCCCUAACCAAUAAUAACCAAGUUGCAGUCUAGAGACCUGCUUCAUCUCAUGAAAAAACAGCUGAUUAGUUUUAAGAAUAGUAGCAGUAGAAGUUUUCAUAUUAAAAGCCAUCUUCAGCCAACAACUCAAGAUUUUUCAACAACUAUACAAAUGAUUAAUAGCAAAACAAUACUUAUGAGCCAAAUUCGAUCAGAAAAUCCUAGAAUUUAUAUCCAAAUUCACCAGGCAAGGCUAAUGCUGUUAGCAUGACUCUAUAGCAAAUUUAAAACGAGAAUAUCCUAAACGACAAAGCAAACAAGGCUCAAAAGACAUACACUCUAGGAUUCAGUGGAGGGCUGAUUGAGAAUCUGAACAUGCAAUAAAAUAUUUAUAGAGAGAUGCUUUAAAAGCAAAGAUAAAGUAAUGGAAAUGAUUAUGCUGAUGAAUUGCAGUCGCCUCCCCCUUUCAGCAGACAGUCUUAAUCAUAGUAAGUAACAAUGAUAGAAAGAGAGAAUAACAGUCUGAACAGCAGUGGAAUAAAUGAGGUGAUUAAGUUGAAACCGACUUUAAUGAGCCAUAACACUUCUCAAAGUGAUUUAAGUGAAAAAUUCUCCAAUAUGGGUGUCCAUGAAAAGCCUCAUGUAAAUGUCUUCAAUGUUAGGAGAUACUGA